GUAUUAUCAGAGCCUGCUGUAAAACGAGGGGCAAGUGGUCUGCCCUCCGAGUUCAAGGUUGAACGGACUUUGGUCAGAAGUUUUGGGUAUUGAUCCGUAAUCCCGUUACGAAAGAUAAGCGGGAGGCGGCUUACGAUCUGAAAAAUCGCGGUCAACGUUGUUCGGCAGGGCCGAGCGGUCGGGUCGGAGAUUAAAUGGUUGAAAAAGGACUUUGAACUCGAGGGGUGUUCCUUCGAGUUUCGAGAGGACGAACGGCGGGGGGGUGUUCGCGGAAGAGCAAGUAAAGAGUGGGAUGAGCUCGGAUAAGGGUUGGGAGGUUCGAGUUGAACGAGGGGAAGUCGUGGCGCGCUCUGCCAAUGGUUUUUGAAAGCCGUAGGCCCCGUGAAACCGUCAUGGAUGAAAUAUCAUAACCAAAAUCGGGGUACGACGUCAGUACGGAGUCGGAGGUUGUAGGGUGAAAUACGCGCAACCAUCGCGAUGGAAAUAGUAUUUUUAACGUAACGAAGCCUGUUUGUGUUGUUCGCGAGCGCAACGAGGGCCGAACAAUGACGAGUUGCACUCAGGAAACGUCCGUAACGAGCUCCGAAGAUCGUUGGACCGCAGUCGAAGCUCCGAAAAAGCUGGUCAAAAUAAAUGGAGAAAUAAAGGCUGAAAAUGAUGGAACAAAAUUAACGGCAGAGGAGCUGUUUCCUUGGAUAUCGGAGUUCAAAAAGAAAUGCAGAUGUCUCCUGGCGCAGCCAAACAUCAUCGCCCUAACACGUCUGAUGAAAUACUACACCAGAAAUGUGGGCAUUAACGUCAAUGAAUGUUACACGAAACCGUAUCGGGCAGCAAAAUUGAAGGACUCGAUCAGCGAGAUACUGCUUUUCUUUUUAUUCUACUAUCGUGAGCUUCCAGAGGUUUGCGAUCGAAACUCAUACCUGGACAAAAUGUCCGACUUGCUAGCGAUGUACAUGGACAUGGAGCUCAAAGCGUCCAGACGGGGCAGGGAACAUCACAGCAAAAUUGCCGCACGCCUUACGUCAUGCCUUUACGUUUACCUCGAAAAUUCGUCGGAACACAUAUUGGAUACCUUCAUCAAGGCGAAAUUCAUAAACAGAAAUUAUCAGGAAAUCUUGGACGCUGUUCUGACCAAAAUAUCCAAGUCGAUACCUGCGAGCCCCGAUUGCGACACGAUGUAUGUUCGUUGCCUAUUGUUCUACCGGCUUUGGAAGAAGGUCAACAACGAUGUGGCGAUAAAGAACCAAAUAAAUGCAACGGCAGUCUCUCAGCUCGGGCCACCUCCUGCUAGCCCGACACCGUUCUUGGCAAAAUACGUGUUACCCAAGGUUCCCAAGUCGCAGGCCACUUCCACAAAAUUUCUGUUAGCACACAAGUUUGACAUAGAAAAUUCGUGCAGACUGUUCGUGCAAUUUUGCAAAGAAAAUAGAGAAGACGAGAAUCAGGCUGACCUCGACAAACCAUACUUCAUCGCCAACAUAUCUAACACGGACACUCUGGAAUCGUUGGACAGCAGUGGAGUAUGCAGAGGUAUGAUACCGGUCGACAACCUGACGGAUAAUGUCAUAGUACCAGAAGCGGCGAGACCUCAACAAACUUCUGCAAAGACAAACUCGAGCUCUGGAAGUGACCCCGGAAAGUGUGCGAGUGAAAAAUGUGUUCAGGUUCAAAAGAAUCAAAAAAUUCGAGGAGCUGGUGGAGAUUUACCUCUGAAGCCGCUGAAGCCAGUCAGAGUCCUGCCAGGGUCAAAGACGAAGAAGACAGGUGAUAUUCUGUUCAUCGAUCUAACUUCUGACGAGGUCACAGAGAGAGUGAUAAAAAAGAAAAAGCACCGAAAACUCCAUUGGUUGAUCAAGGCUAAAAAGAAACUGAGUGCAAAGACUAGGGGGGCAGCGGAACGGAAAAAUAAAACUCAAACCGAGGUGAAUGGUUCGUCUGGAGAUUUGAGUCUCUCUGACCUUGUCGAUAGCACUUCUGCCGGAGCUAUUUCUACCAGCGUAUCUCAAGAGCCUUUAAUUUGCCUGGGAAGUAGCGUAGUGAGCACCACGGUUACAGAAAUAGUCGCAGCAGCACCAAAAAUGUCGGAGCAAAUCCUGCUCGAUGCGGAUAAUUCUCCACUGGUUGAUCUCGACGAAGAUCCUUCGGGCGUGAUGGAUUCCGACGCAAAGAUUUCUGACCGAUCACCCGAAAGCACUUGUCAUACAACUUCUGGACAGGACAAAAUUGGCUCCGGAAUAAGCGAGGCUCUUGCUGAGUCGUCGAAGGCCCUCAGCCACAUUUGUGAGUCUUACGACAGCGAGAACAGCAAUUUGGAGACGAGUAGGGAUGACAGUGUAGACAGUUCGUCCAAACGGGAUCGAAAAAUGACAAGCGUAUGUGAUAAAACGGAAAACUUAGAUAGCAAAAAUGUGCCCGUCGAGACAUGGCAACAACCGUCUGCGGACACGGAGCGGGAUGGUGAUCUAGAACAAUCUGGAGCGAACAGAACUUCGUCCGAGAGUUCUGACGUCGCCGUGAUCUUCACCCGCCACGCGUCAGACGUGGAGAUUUUUGAUCUAGACGAAAAUUCUGUGGAGAGUAGCGAGAGGCAACUAGAUCGCUCGGGUCUCCCAAAACCAACGGAAGAGAACGUUUGUUCGUCAACCGUAUCCGCAACGUUAGCCGAUGCAGAAGCAGAGUUGCACAAUGACCAAAUUGAGAACAUCGAAGCUUCGUUGCAUCCUUCAAUUACUGAUGUGCCUGGGUUCCCUGACACAUCGACCAGCAAAUGGAAAAAUGUCGAUAAAGAUGUCACCGAAGCAAAACUAAACAGCAAUCUAAGAGAGAUCACUUUGGAUAUCGCCGUGAAAGUGAACUCAACGAAUACUCCAGAGAGGUUAAGCGAUUCUUCGGAGAAAAGAUUUGUUGGAAAAGAUGAUUCGCGAGAAACGGUUGAAACAGGAAGACUCAAUACCCCCAAGGAUGAAAAUACGCAGAGUGUAAUCGACGAGAAGGAAACGAAUAGUGAUAACAAUCGAACCGUUAAAAUCGUGAAGAAACAGAUAGCGAGUGAAACCUUGAUAAAGUUAGAACCACAGAAAGCAUCGCAUGUUCAGAACUACGGCACCCAGAGGAAUGCUGAAGAAAAAUCAGAACAUGAGCUCGCUGACUACAAUAUUGAAGAACGCUGUGAUGAUGAAUCUAGCGAAAGCAAACGAUCUGAUGUUAAAAUAUCGCCAUCGACUCCGUUUGAAAUCAUUGAAGAACAACAAUGUAGUGCUGCAAAGGAGCGAACAGAAGCAUCGAUUGUCGAGAGACAGACAUUGAUACCAAAGAUGAAUGAAAUGUCAAUUUUUACUAAGAGUGACGGGGAUAACAUUCUUAAUAUUCCAAGUGAUAUAAUAACCAAACCUGAGCCUGAGUUCAGUGAAAAUAUCGAUGGCUUAUCACUGCUGGCCAGUGUGUCGCAACAUGUAUCUCAUCUUGAAGAAUAUUCUGAAACAGCACGAUCUAAACCAAAAAUUAUAAACACUGAAGUUCCAAGCGCUAACUCUAGAAUACUAAAUUAUUCCUCCAAAAUUAAUUUUUUGUGUAACGGAACUGAACCUGAAGAAAUGAUCAACUGUAAACCGUGCGAGGUAUUGCUGGAUUUGAAUGUCAGUACUAGCGGUGAAAUCAUUAAUGAACUAAUAGCUCACCAAAUAAAUGAUUACAACAACCCACAUGAGGUUGAUUUACAGUCAAACUAUGACAAAAAGUGCAGUCUGGACAUUGGAGGGAAUGAAACCUUAGAAUGUGUUCCACGGGUUUUAGAAACUAGCACUCCAUAUGCCGAUCUAAUAUCGGUAGACAAUGUUGCCCAAAUUAUUAAGGAUGACAAAAAUGUUAUAGUCAAUGGAGAGACCGUCGUUCUGUUUCAAAAGGCACCAAACAGUAAUUUGUACAUUAUAAACAAAGCUACCGACAACAGUACGGAAGGUUCUGGUGACAACAAGAAAAAAACUUUUCGAAAGAUUGGAAGAAAUUCCACAAAAAUGCGGGACAUUAUAAAUCAUAUACCUAUCAAUCUGUCGGAGAAAACCAUGGAUUGUCAAGAAGGAAGAAAAAUCCAUCGCUCCAAAUCUCGUGCCGAAAAAAAGAAAAUUGAUAUAAGAAAGAUGGCGGCUAGUGAUGUUGCGAUGAAAAAUCUAAAAAAUCAACAACUGUCCAAGCAGAUCAAACCGAUUAAAAAAGAAUUUUUGCAAAAUACUUAUAAACUUGGAUGCGAACGCAUCAAAAAAGAGGACCUAAGCACACAUUACUAUGAAGAUUCUUUUGGGUCGGAGUGUACCGACGACCUAGGAUCUGUAAUGAAGUUGAAACCCGUCAAAAAGUCUGAAUCACCGGUUACUGGACUUAGCGAUACAUCCAACAAUAUUCAAAUGCAGACCGUUGUGCACAUCAAUGAAGAUUCUAUUCCAAUAAAUAUGGCAUCAGCUGGAAGAUCGAACCGGAAAUCGUCGGGUAACAGAAGAGAAGAUAAACUCAAAGGUACGUCGAAUGUGAACCUACUGUCUAAAAAAAAUAUUAAACAAGAAUUUGAAAGCUGCGAGACGUCAUUCUGUUAUGAAAAUCAGAUAAACAGUGAUUCGCAACAGGUAACAAGACAGAAUCUUUCCAAUAUUAAUUCCAAUAACCUCCUAGCGCCCGUAAUUUCAAUUCCGCACGUUUAUAGCACGGUAACGACUGACACAAAUUCUUACAGCCUCGAGCAUGAACAUUGCCAUUACACGACUUGUAGUUUGAAAUUGAGUUCGCCGCAGUCAUUCCAAUCUGUUCCACAGUCCGUUCCAACAUGCCAAUUGUCGCACUGCGCUUGUUUGAAAUGUGCCUACGAGGUUCAUUGCCAACAAUAUGUUCAGCGGUCCACAGCUGCGACUCAUUCCUCCUACCUUCAUACAAACUCGUAUUUCCUCCCUAACGCUUCCUUGACUAAACAAUGUACCGUUCAAGAGCAGGAGUUGAAGCUAAGCGCAGCUGCCUUAGCCAAACUCCACGACGAUCAGCUGCUGCACAACAUCGAGCAGAGUAUUAUAGAUAGUAAAAAAUUGAACCAGAGUAAUGUAAAGAGUGUUCCAGAAAUUAAAUAUAAGCAAGAGUUUGAAAAUAAACUACCUCUCAAGAAGAGAUUAAAAGCCCAUGCAAUGUUGUCCACUAGCUACGAAGACACUCCUGUCAAAAUUGAAAAAGUUGAGAACUAUCCAGGCACACCCAUGAUGUCCAUAGCGGCAUUGGAAGCUAGAGAAGUUCCGGAAACAUCUACGAGUCAGAAUCCUGCGUUGUCUAUUUCAGAACUGUCUCCUCGAGUCAGGGAUGAGGGGUUAUCUCAUCACACGACAGAAAUGAUUCGUCGAGAUUAUUUGAAGGACACGUCGCUGACCUCUUUAGGAAAUUGUGCCGGCGUCGAUGAGAGAGGUAAGAAAGUUGAGGCUCCUCGUUGUCAGCCAAGUUUUCACAAGAAUUUCAAAACGCCGGCACAGAAGAAAGAACUCCCACUAUCUCCCCCUUCCCUCAAAAGAGCAGCGACCACCGUGGCGAACCAUCCAAAGUGUCCCAAAAAAGUGAAGAAAACAAAAAGUGCAACGAGCAUCAGACAAACCAGAAGUUCGAAGCGAAACAUUCCCAAAGUGGAUUACAGCUACGAUGGAAUCACAGAUUCAGAUCCCAAGUGGAAUACAUCAAGCGAACUGAAACGCAAACGCAAAAAGACUGGCCGAUGAUUGAUAAUAUUUGGUCCAAAUUUGGUUGCUUGGAGAAAAUAUUAUCUUAAAUUAUAGUAAAUAAUAAAUUAAGUAACAGGACCGUUGCAUGGGCUGUUAAAUUCUAAACUUAAUAUAUGUAUAGUUGUGUGAGCCGCAGCAGCAAAAAUUUUAAAUCCGAAGAAUAUGGGAAAUUCAAUACGUCUGCAGGAAGAUAUUAAACGUAAAACAAGAAGAAAAUCAUGCACCUCGGAAGAUCGGAGUCAUCACUCGAAGAUUUUUUCACCAAAUAUUUUGGAUUUAGUAUUUCCAAAAACCAAAUUCUUAUCCAAAUCAUCGGGAUGCUCCCUUUUUCAUCGAUCUGCCGAGUAUAUUUUUUAUUGCAUAGAAAAAAAGUUCAUAAAAAAAAAAUAGAUCAAAAUUCGUGCGUCCUAAAUAUGUAAAUAUAUACAUGUACAUAAUAUUUUUCACUUCGAAUGAUAUCGCAUGACGAAGGUAAAUACCAAAUUUCAUUUUCUUUACAAAAAAAAAAAAAAAAAAAAAAGAAAAACUUUCCAAUAGCGAAUCACGUAUCGCAAUUCUGCCGAUUCUAUAUUCAAAUAUCAUAAAAACUAGAUAUCAGCAUUCAGAAUUUGUUUUGACAUUUAUAGUCACUAGUGGAUUUUAUAUUUGAAAAAAAAAAGUACAAUUCAAUCGCUUCUGGCCUUGAUACUACGACGUCUGUAACGAGGUAAGACCACUCUAUCCUGUGAUAUAAUAAGUUAGAAAUGUCCGUUCCAUGAUAACGUUAUUUGUUUUAUUUUUCAAAUUUCAUUGCGAACGAGAAUAGGUUCGCGUUCACAAAAAUAUGAAAAAUAUUUCAAUGAACUUUUCGACGAUUAUUGUUGAAAAAAAAAAAACUCUGCUUAAAAAGCUAAUUGUUAUUACGAAAAUUGUUGAUCAGGUUCUAUCAGGCAAUUCGUAAAAAAAGACAAAAAAUAACUUUAUAUACUUGGUAUACAUGUUCGGUUAAAUGUUUACAAAAAUUUUCAAAUUCUAUUUAUUUCGCUGUGCGUUUGAACAUAGUAUAGUAUCGCUUGAAUCGGCGUUGAAAAGAAAAAGAAAGGAAAUUGAAUUAUAGUGGAAAAAAAUACUAUUUUUCUAAUAGUCGAAAAAUGCAUAAUUAAACGACAUAUCUGGUGCUUCAAAAACUCCCUACAUUAUCUCCGUAGGAAGUUGAGAAAAAAAAAAAAAACUGUGAUUUUGAUAUCUCGUGUAAUAAUUUACACUAGCAAUGGUAUAUGGUGCUAUUUUUUAUACAUACUAUAAGUAUUAUUAUUAUAGUAAAUUGGGUGGUACUUGGAACGACAGCAAGUAUACGAUGAAAGCUUUUCUUUCGAAAAGAAGGUUUUGAAAGAGAAAAAAUAGUUGAAAAAAAAGAGAGAUUCUGUAAAAAGACAGCGUUAUGGAAAUAAAAUUGAAAAAAAGAAAGAAAGAAAAACACGAUUGAGGUAUUCGUAACUGCAGUCAGUUUCCUUUUCACUUUAUUUCACUUCUUCCUAACGGAUAACGUUCAUUGUUCGAUUAAUCCGAAUCAAAAUUGUGUGGAAAAUAUCAAAAAGCACGCAUCUAGAUAGGGUGAACAUUUUUCUUCGUUUUUCUUUUGAAAUAAAUGUCUAGUAAUUCUUUGCAGAUAAUACGUAUGUACUUGAAGAGAUAUUGCAAUUGGGUGUGUUAUUAUACGGUACAAUAAUAUCUGUAAUCUUGUGUUUUUUUGUUUGUUUGUUUUUUAAUUAUUCAAAUUUAACAAUUAACAUUUUCAAAUGAAUUUCAACAGACUUGACCGCGGGGUACUUGGAAUAAUACACCUAACAGCAUUGCUUCUUUGAGCUGCAAUUCGAGGAUCUUCCUUAGCAAGUUUCGUUUAACUGACAACACUCUGUGGAUUCAAAACUGCCUUACGGCGAUGCAAAGAUGUCUUUGAAAAUAUGUAAGGCCAGGGGCUUGACACCAGAGUCACGCUUCGAUAAAGACAUUUGAAGGACAAAAGGGAGCAGCUUAAUACUCAAUGAGCCAGUCGACGGAUAACCAAAAAUUUUGCCGGUGCAAUCCAAGGUCUUUCGACUCUUCCUAGGCACGGAUUGAGGGGUGCACCCCUGUUGACGAUUGAACAUUUUUUAGACAAAAACAAAAUCAAAAGUGAGAAACCAAUGGUACAGAAAUUACUUUGACGGUAUUCGUCGACCACAGCCAACGCACCAACAUUUUUGACCGGCUGCUCUGAUCUGCUUUGGAAAUACCAGCGGAACAAGGGCUGCUGGCUAGCCCGAACAGCCUGUUAUUAUCAGAAGCAACGUGUGACUCGACUUGAAAUUUUUUAGGAAUAGUUUGACACUCCGAAUGCUUAGAAUCCUUGCCUUAUAAUUUUCUCCUCCAUAGCGAUAAGAAAUAGAAAUUAACCCACGACGUCAUCCACAAAUCUUAAUCAAUAUUCAACGUUUUUAACGUAACUAAAAUCCAAGCCUAGCACCAUAAAUUAGUGAGAAAUAUUUGCCUACGAUACAGCAUAUAGUGAUACAAUAAUAAUCGAAGCAGUAUUAUUACUGAUAUACAUAAAAUACCAAUAGACUCGUUCGGAUUAAAUAACAAACUAUAAUCAACACUUAAACUCAUUUAAUCGAAAGAACCUUUGAGACCUAUUACAAUGCGUACGUACAUUAAGAAAACUCAGUUACCACCGAACCACGAAACAGUGUAAAAGCCACGUUUCAAUUAUUUAUUCCAAUUUUUCUUUCUAAUAAGAUAUUUAAAAAAAAUAAAGCAAAAAAAUAAAUGAAUCACGAAGGAAGGAAAUCACUUCGAUCGAAUUCCAUAUUUUAGGACAGAGUAAUACGUCUAGUCCGAGACAACAAUUAGUACAAUCACGUUUCAUUAUCGAUUCACCAGCAAUGAUUAUUAUGAUUAUUAUUAUUAUUAUUAUUAUAUUUAUUGCCAUUAUUAUUAAUGUUAUCGCCGUUGCUAUAUUAGCAAGGAUAUACCAUCGAUAUCGACUGAUUUGAAAAUAGUUGUCACACUAUUUGUUUUAUAGAUUCAACAGUGACAGAAAAUACGUAGGUAAUUUUCAACAUCGGUGUAACUUUAUUUACACUGACAAUAAGUGUUGAUCGAUAUUGAAAAUAUUAAGUAAUAAUAAUUAUAUCAAAUUUAUAAUAACAGUUGGAAUUAUUAAUAUUAAAAACUCGUAUGAAAAAAUUUGUUAAUUUUGACCAAUUUCGUCAAAAUUGGAAGAAAAAAAAAUAAUAAAUAAAAUAAUCUCAGGAGAAUUAGACGUAUGUAAGUAUGUAUGUAUGUCACGAUCAUUCGUAAUUUUUUUAAUUUUUAUUUUUUCUCAUACCAUUUCGAAUCGAUUUUAUUUUUUCAACCAAAAUGCACCUGUAGUUCAUAUUAUUACUAUUAUCAUCAAUUAUAUUUUAGCGUAUUUAUUUAUAAACAAUAAUCAAUUUCUCUUUAGACUGUGAUGCAGCAGCUGUAUAUGCAAUAUUAUUUAUUUGAUACGCAACUAGAUUUAGCGUUGUGUAAAAUCAUUGCGUUAUUUUUACAAAGAAUCAUGUCCAAGCAACCAUUUUACAAGAAUUAUGUUAUAAGUGUUCGUUAACUUGCUCAAUAAUAAGUCUGACCUCGAGAAUAAUUGCAUCCAUUAAUUUUUUAAGUAGAGAGGUUUUUUUCCCCUGCGAUAAAAAAUAAUCCACGCCAAAAAGUCUGACGAUAGACUUAAAGUUUAUUUUAUUUUUGCGUAGACUUUGUAGAUCACUUACUAAAUAUUUAUACAAUUAAUUUAUUACCCUCUAUGUCUCCAUUUUAGAAGGACUUAUUGUUUCUUCAUUUAAGUAUCAUGUCGUCAAACCCGAGUCGGUUAUGACCUUAUAUUUAAAGUUUUGUUGAAAGUAGUCGAUUAAUUCAGAGUGCAUAUCAACUUUGGAAUAUACAAUAUCUAGAUCGCUACUCCUGCCUUUGAAUAAACAUCCGUUUAUACAAAAUGACAUAACUUAGUACUCUCUUAAACAAUAUACUUCUCAUAUGUAGUAAGAAAUACAUACUCGUCGAUAAAACAAAAUAUUCACUCGAAAAAACUUGUACUCUACGAUAUUAUUCAUCCGAACAAUAGAAGUGAGCCCGUCGAAGGGGAGAAUAAAGUAUCCAACUCUUUACAAGUUAGACAUACGUACAUUACCUGUACAUGAGCGUAAUGUACUUACAACUACCAUAUGGCUAAUCACAUACCCGUAGAUCUAGUUCGCAUAUCAAAUACCACAUUGUAAUAGUCGGAUAAGAAUUAAGGUUAUUUCGAAGAGAAGAUCAACCAGAGUAUAAAGUGAAAACUAAAAAUGGGGACAUCUACCUGUAGUCGAAAAACUUUGUGUUUCCUUUCAGUUAGUUUCUAUUUAUCUUCUUUUGAAUUCAUGUUCAUUGAAUAUACGUAAUACAUGGAAAUAAAAAUUAUUGGUAUAUGAGACGAGAAAAUUUUGUAAUUUUUUAUGUCUAGCGUGCCCAAUAAUGUUACAAUAGAGAUAAUUAUUGUAUGUAUAUACCAACGUAGUAUAUAAAUACACGAUACAACAACGCGACAAUGGUAUAAUUAUUUUUAUAUACGAAAGGAAGAGGAAAAAGAAAAAGUAAAAAAAAAAAAGAGAAAAAAAAUCUUAGUUCGUGACUACGUGUAUAGUCUACAUUUUAAGAAUGGUUUAGUCCUGUGCUACGUCCAAUUAAUUGUUGUUUUUUCAAUAAAUAAUCAAAAAAUGUGGUAGUUGCAA
Molecule: messenger RNA, 10507 nt
Organism: Athalia rosae (coleseed sawfly)
Lineage: Eukaryota; Metazoa; Arthropoda; Insecta; Hymenoptera; Athaliidae
Exons: 9
Coding region: 546-5738 (1730 amino acids)
Source: RefSeq, a predicted model, not a curated record